CUUCCAUAUUUCCGUGAUGAUCGCGAAAUCAUUCUCAGAGUAGGAAGUUCAGCACGACGAGUUUACACCAUCAGGCUUUUUAGUAUAUAAACAUGAGUGAAACGAAGCAAGAAGUUCCCUCCGUUAAUAAAAAGGUUGCUACAGCAGAGGAAAUUGACUGGGCAGUAGCUAAAGCCCACUACGAAAACUUGAAAUCUAAGAAACCGAGACCUCCCAAACCAAAAUAUGCAGUUACAAUCGCAGUUUCGUCCCGGACCUUGUUUGAUAUGACUGGAGAGAGGAAGAUAUUUGAGGAACAGGGGCUGGAAAAAUAUGUAGAAUAUCAGCAAGAUCAUGAAAACGAGCCCCUGAAACCUGGUCCUGCUUUUCCUUUUGUUAAGGCGCUGAUGACUGUAAAUGAACGACUCAGGACUCUCUAUCCAGACAGUGAAGAGCUGUUUGACAUCGUUCUCAUGACCAACAAUCAUGCCCAGGUUGGAGUGCGACUCAUGAACAGUAUAAAUCACUAUGAUCUGACCAUUGAGCGUUUCUGCAUGACUGGAGGUCAAAGCCCAAUCGGCUACCUCAAGGCCUAUAUGACCAACCUGUAUCUUUCUAAAGACUCCAAGAAAGUCCUGGAGGCCAUUGAGGAGGGUAUAGCAGCAGCCAUUAUGUUCAAUCCUGAUAUGGAGACAGAGCUCUCUGACACUCAACUUCGUGUGGCCUUCGAUGGGGAUGCUGUAAUUUUCUCUGAUGAGUCAGAGAUUAUUGUGAAGAAGCACGGCCUGGACACGUUCUUUGAACAUGAAAAGCAGCAUGAGAACAAGCCACUGGCUCAGGGUCCUCUUAAGUGUUUUCUGGAGGCUCUUGGGAAGCUUCAAAAGAAAUUCUAUGCCAAGAAUGAGCGGCUGAACUGCCCUGUUCGCACCUUUUUGGUAACUGCCAGAAGUGCAGCAAGCUCUGGGGCACGUGUGCUUAAGACACUUAGAAGCUGGGGCCUCGAGAUAGAUGAGGCUUUGUUCCUGGCUGGGGCCCCUAAAGGGCCUCUGCUGCAGAAGAUACAUCCACACAUCUUCUUUGAUGACCAGAUGUUCCAUAUUGAGGGGGCCAAGGAGAUGGGCACUAUUUCUGCCCAUGUGCCGUAUGGAAUAGGACAAAAGUAUAACAAGGGGGAGCUGAUUCAACAACCAGAAAAACAGCAGAAAUAAGAGAUAUCACUCUGAAAAGGGACCUAUUAUUCACCCUUUUACAAGAAAACUAAUAUAAGUCUCAGGUGUCCACAUAAUGUGUCUGUGAAGUUUCAGCUCUAAUACAAGACACAACAUUUAUUACACCAUGCCUUAAAUUUCUCUUUCAGGUGGGAUCAAAAACAAUUUUUUGUGUAUAUCUUUAAAACACAGUACCCUUUCAAAACGUUAAACUUAUUAGUACCGCAAAGGUACAUACUGGAACCAAAGAGAUAUUAUUAGUUCUGGUACCUAAUGUUUCUGUACCUAUACAUAUUAGGUCUUUUUUAAAGGGUACUGCCCCAGUGACAGCUGGUGUACAUAUUUUGACAUUUUUUUUCCUGUGAAUAAGUGAAAAAGCAGCUGGAUUACUUUUGCCACACAGCAUGAAGUGGAGUUUGCAUGUUCUCCUCUGUCAGGGUAGGUUUACUCUGGAUACUCCGGUUUCCUCCCAAAGGCCAAAAACUUGCAAGUUAGGUGAAUUGGAGAUACCAAAUUGUCUCUCCCCCAACCUGUGUAUGGAUUAAUUUGUCUGGAUCAACUUGGGUAUGGAUUAAGUUCUUGCCAUUAAUACAGCCAUAGAUGCUGGAAUGGCAUGAAGAAUAAAGAAAGAAUGAAAGAAACACACUGCAGACACAUUUAUGAUCAAACACAAAGUAAAUUUUGAAUAAUAGGUCCCCAUUAAUCUGUUAUAUGUCAUCCUCAGUCACAAGUGCUGCUCAUUACAUUAUAUAGCUUCUUAUAUUCAGAUUCUUUUUUAAAGAUGAAAUUGUUGCCUCUGUCAAUAAAUUACAUUUAAGAAA
Molecule: messenger RNA, 2008 nt
Organism: Paramisgurnus dabryanus
Lineage: Eukaryota; Metazoa; Chordata; Actinopteri; Cypriniformes; Cobitidae
Gene: nt5c1bb
Product: 5'-nucleotidase, cytosolic IB b
Biological process (GO): adenosine metabolic process; nucleotide metabolic process
Cellular component (GO): cytosol; cytoplasm
Molecular function (GO): nucleotide binding; 5'-nucleotidase activity; magnesium ion binding
Source: RefSeq, a predicted model, not a curated record